This is a messenger RNA of Esox lucius (northern pike), 2700 nucleotides long. RefSeq names its product rubicon like autophagy enhancer (gene rubcnl). The record is from RefSeq and is a predicted model, not a curated record. The transcript has 14 exons. The coding region runs from base 144 to 2120 and encodes 658 amino acids. Gene Ontology annotation, molecular function: phosphatidylinositol phosphate binding. Gene Ontology annotation, biological process: autophagosome-endosome fusion; autophagosome-lysosome fusion; autophagosome maturation. NCBI's taxonomy places the organism in Eukaryota, Metazoa, Chordata, Actinopteri, Esociformes, Esocidae. Gene Ontology annotation, cellular component: intracellular membrane-bounded organelle; autophagosome membrane.
UCCAACCCACUCCUUGCUCAAUAAGGUGACAGUUUAGCAGCCAUGUCAUUUCACAAAACAAAAACGUAUGCUCGACUUUGUCCUUUAUUUAAGGAUCAUGCAAAAUAUGAGCGUUGACUGGCUUUUGAUAUUCCAUCUCUAAUAUGGCCUCAGGGGAUAUCAAAAAGGUGGUCAGUCGUGGUGGGACUGCCUCGAACUAUGUGAGCUGGUGUGUGGACACUGUCCCCACAUCUCCCUAUCCAAGCCCCCCACACAGACACUGCAGUGAAACAGAAAGCCACAGGGAAGAAAAGCAGACACGGCAGUUAUCUCAUGAAGAUGAUGCUAAAGGACAUAGAGCGAGUAAUGAGGCACCAGGGAGUGACUCAAACCAACAGGACCUCUCUAUGUUGUCCCCAAGUGCGGAACAAUAUCACCUGCCCAGAAGUAGCCCUGUCAUCUCCUGUAGGAGGACACCCAUAUCCUGUCUUGGAGAUACCAGACUGUCGGUUUCGCCCCCUACCACUGCGGCCUCAAUAGAUGUUAGUGGUGACAGCCUACCGGCAUUCGACCAAUAUAACCUUAGUCUUUCUGGCCCCCCCACACUGGAAUCACAGACGUCAAAUAGUAGUGUGGAGGCAGGCUCCGCCCCCUGUCACUGUCUAGCUGUGUCUCAGACAGAUCGGCCACGCUCUGUCUCCCUCUUCUCCAACCUUAACCGUUUGCUGACCAAUGGGUUACAUCUUCCUUUCAAGGGCCCCCCAUGGCCCGGGCUGGACCGGGAGGAGUGCCCCCGUCACGCCUCCUUGGAUCUACAAUUAGAGGCUGUUCAGAAUGAAAGAUCAAGAAACACUCAACGCUGCUCCUCAGACACCUUCAACACUGGCUGUGAUCUGGACAAGGAGAAUGCUCAUUUCAUAGUGGUGGACAUGGUGCUUGAGGCAUUGGAGGGGGUGAAGUGGGCAGAGAGCCUGAGUCAGACGUGUGUUGGGGACAUGAGGAACCAUGAAGAGGCCCUAAAGGAGUCAGGGGCCAAACCGCCCAUCUACCCCUCAAAAACAUACUCUCUUGUGUCUACUGACAGUGGAUAUGAAGGUUUGGGAGAGGACAAUGGACUAGUAACAACAAACACUACCAUUUCCUUUAAACGUUCCCUAGGCUGUCCCAUAAUACCUUGCUCUGCGGAGGGCCUAGCCCAGCAGCUGGUGUGUGACUUCAGGAAGCAGUGGUUUCCCAAACAGGAGCUGAAACAUGGCCGUCAGAGCAUCAGAACCUCACUACAGGAACUUCCUGGUGGGGUUUCCAUGGUUACUGAUGCCCGCCUCAGUUUGAGUGAGGAGAUCAUACAGAGAACCAGAAUGAGGGGCAAUCUAAACUGGGCCCCGCCCCGUUUCCAGAUAAUCUUCAGCAUCCAUCCCAGGAAGAGGCGCAGUGAGGUUGUUGCCUCCCAACACUUCCUUUGUGCAGGCUGUGGAACAGAUAUUGAGCCACGAUACAUCAAGAAACUGCGUUACUGUGAAUACCUGGGCAAGUACUUCUGUGACUGUUGCCAUAGUGGUACUGAGUCUGUGAUCCCAGGCCGGAUUCUGACCCAGUGGGACUUUGGGAGGUACCUGGUUAGUGACUUCUCCAAGAAACUGCUUGACUCUAUCUGGCACCAACCUUUAUUUGAUCUGACCUGUGUUGGUAAGACCCUCUACAGCCGGGUGCGAGAACUGGACAAAUUCAGGGAUCUGCAAGAGCACCUGCUAGGCAUUAAGAGGCUGCUGACAGCAUGCAGGUUAUCAGAGAGGGUCCUGAAAGAGUUUGAGCAGCUUCCUGAUCACCUUACACAGGAGCCCCAUCAGUUCUCCAUGGAUGACCUCCUGAGGGUCAAACGGGGUCAGCUCGUACCAUUGGCUAGGGCCGUACUACAAGUGUCCAUCACCCAUGUGGAGAGUUGUCAGGUCUGCUUAGCCAGAGGCUUUAUCUGUGAGUUCUGCAAGCAGAAGGAUGUGCUCUUUCCUUUCCAGAGCGAGACAUGUAAGCGGUGCAAAGAAUGCAAGGCCUGUUUCCACAAAGACUGUUUCAGACACGAGAAGUGUCCUAAGUGUGUACGGAUCCAAUCUCGCAAAAAACGGAUGGACGCAUUCUGCCUCUAGGGUACACAUGGGUGUGUGGAAAUACAGUGGGGUCAUUUUGUCUUUCUGUCUUGAGUGAAUGAAUACGGAGUAUUCUAAAUAGUCAAAUGCUGUGCAUUAGAGUUUAGUAGUAUUAUUCAAAUCACUAAGCAUGUCACAUCAAAGAAGCAUGUACUGAGAUAGGAAUGGAUCCUGCCAGUCCUACCUGCACUCAUCAUGAGUGGAAAAGAAAAUGUCUAUCUACAGUAUAUCCCUUAAUGACAAAGCAAAAACACGUUUUGAGACCCUUAUGCCAUUUGUCCUUUGAACAUCCCUGAGAUGUCUUUAGACCCUGAGGAAAGUUCAGCUGUGGCAAAUUCAAUUGAUUGGACAUGAUUUUGAAAGGCACAAACUUGGACUGGAUAGGAACAACUCCUUAAAAAAAGCAUAUGACAUAUCGCCUGAAAGAUUCUGAGAGCAUGAGGAAAGAUUCUCUAAAUCAACCUAUUGAGCCUGAAUGACAAGCGCUUUGUUUGGCGGAAAGUUUACUUCUCAUCACCUGGCUAAUACCAUACCAACACUCAGGGGCGUUGGACUGGGGGGAAAAGGGGUACUAAGUAUA